Symbiodinium pilosum is the source of this 576-nucleotide messenger RNA. NCBI's taxonomy places the organism in Eukaryota, Dinophyceae, Suessiales, Symbiodiniaceae. The record is from the annotation of a GenBank genome assembly.
AUGCACGAUGAUGACAUUGACGAGGAUGAUCUACCCCUCGAGGAAAUCGAUGAAAGUGACUACUCUGAAGAGUAUGAGGAUGACUUCGAGGAUGAGCCAUAUUCUGAGGAGGAGCCUGUGAUGUCUGAUAUUGAGGAGGUCUACAUGGGCCCCGGUGCAGGCGCCCUAUCAAUCGUGCGCGAGGAGGAGGAUCUUUCAAGGGUGAUGAACAACUACGAACAGGAUUUGGCAAGAAACUCCGGUUCUGCAUCUCCUGCUCCGUCACCAACCCUUCAGCCGCGGAGGACUGGAAGCCUCGAGCGGAGCCCAAUGGCACCUCCACCUCCACCUGCUCCUGGCUCUAUCAUGGACGUUCGCUCUCGUGCCUCGCGAUUGAGAGAGGAGCUGAUCUGCAAGAUGGGUCAGGAAACUUUCGAGAAGGCCUUCAACUUUCUCUACGGCGCCCGCAUGAAGAACGCUGAUCAACGCAGCGUCAAGCGGGACCUGGAAGCACUGGUCGGUCGACAGGUCUACAAGGACUACUGCUUUGACGUGGACCAGCUCGUUUUUCAGCAGUUAACAUACGGUGGUACCUGA